Molecule: messenger RNA, 11762 nt
Organism: Lymnaea stagnalis (great pond snail)
Lineage: Eukaryota; Metazoa; Mollusca; Gastropoda; Lymnaeidae
Source: the annotation of a GenBank genome assembly
UAUAAUCACGUUUACUACAGCGAGUUGGGACUAUAAAUAGAGGCAAUGAUCAACUUGUUUGGACCACAGAGGCACAGCCAAUGGUUCUGAGGAGCAGAAUUGCACGCAGAAACCUCAAACGUAUAUACCCAGCUUGAUACAAGGCAGACCAAAGAGAAGAUGGAUUCACUCAGGCAGAUGAACAUCACUGGCCUCCUUGUGCUCUUCCUGUUUAAUGCAUCCCUCGUUCUUGGUAAGAUGAGUUAAAUGUAAGGACGAUGUCAUUUUGUUUUAAUUAUUUGCAUAGACGCUAUUGAAGAAAACAAUUGAAUAUAUUUAACAUUAUAUAAGAUGGUGCAUUCAAACUUUAAUACAUCUAAAUGGUAUGAAGAUAUAAUUUUUUGAAGAGGUAUAAGUUAUAACCGUAGCAAUAAUGCUGAUUAUAAGAAGGCUUGGGCUGCGAUAAAGCGUUUAAUUAGAUUACUGAGACAAAAAGAAUUUGUGCCACAAAUGCCUAACUCUGAAAAACAAUAUAUUUUAAAGAUUUAGCGAGUUCUUUCUUUGCUGCAACAUAAUAACAAACUGCAUUAAUAUAAACUAAAUUGUUCAUAUAAAAAUAAAAUCCUUACUAUUUAUAUUAACAUUUGAAAGUAUGCAACGAAAAGUAAUGGACACAUGUCCAUCACAAAAACAAAGAAAAGAGGAAAAAAAAUGAAAUGGUCGAAGUACAAGUUCAAGACAACCCGGCUAUGUACAAAUUGUGUCUUUGCACACUAACGUAAUUCAUAAAUCUUUCCGAAUUUUGAAUACAGCUUCAUUUCAGAAUUUCAACUUGAUCUUCUUCCUAAUUCAUUAUAUACAUGUAUAUUUUUCAUACAAUAAUGUCUACGUUUAAUAGCGAAAACUUGACAAUAUCUCUUGGGAGACUAUUUUAAACCAAUGUAUCUCCAAUGUCUACCAACUUACCGGAAACACAUAAACAAUGGAAGGUCCGUGUGCUUUUUACGUUGUUUUUAAUUGGUGACCACUUUGAAUCCUCAUCUGAACUCUAUGAUCAUCCUCCAUUUCCGUCAUUCCGAGCCACACGCUUCUCUUAAUAUAAAAAAAUCCCCUUACAUUCCCACCUAUAUUCUUAUAUAAGCAAAGUUCAGUUUAUCUACAUGGAUCAGUUCCAAGUAUGAAAAAAAAAUAAAAUCGUGAUUAAAAAAUAUGGGUGACCUGUUUCUACACAUACACACAACAGAGUUACUUUUCAUUUUUUGUACCGUGUUCCGCCGAAUGGAGAAAAGUGCAAAUUGCGUGUAUAGGACCAGAACGCUAAAUGUUAUAAUCUUACACAAGACGUUUCUCAACCUUUUUUAGCAAUCAUCAUGUAGAAGACACAAACUAUAAAGUUAACAAUCAUGUAGAAGAAACAUAAUUUUGCAGCAGCACAUAAUCACACAAUUAUUAAACUCAAAGUAAAACAAAAUUGUUCAAUCUGUGUGUCGACUGGUGAUGCCACAUCAUACCUGUGCCAAGCAUCUCUCUCUCUCUCUAUAUAUAUAUUAUAUAUAUAUAUAUAUAAAAUAUUAAACUAAGUUACACAUUAAGCACUUGUGUUGAUUACGCCAUUGUAUUUCAUUCAACCAAGUCGUAACAGGCCAGUCCAGGGACACAUCAAAACAAAUAUGUCAGAGUUCAGAUGAAUUAAGACUGCAGCUGGUCAAAUUGGUUGCCGCUAGUGAUGGAGAUUUGAGAAAUGAACUCUUAAGAAUUGCACAGGUAUUAAAACACAUCCAUUUCAUUUUAAUAGCUUUUUACUUUGUUUAUCGCUCCGCCAUUUAUGAUCAUUAGACAAUGGUGACGUAAUCUUUGCUAUGGUUUAUCUAAAGUAUAAAAUACACAUUUCCAUUUCCCGCUUGAUACUAAGUAUGCAUAUAUAUGUAUCAAUGUACGUACAUAUUAAUUUUAGUAUGUAUUUUAUUUACACUUAGGAAUAAUUAAGUUGCGUUCCCUAUAUUUCUAUAGAUUUUAAAGGAUAGAAUUCUUCUUCUAUAUAUUUUAAUUUGAGCCCAAGAUCAAUGUAUUUAUAAUUAUGGCUUCUAUGCAUUUAGAGAGGAAUUCCAAUGUUUCUGUGCCAGGUGUUCAUGACGAUAUUUAACUGAUUAGAAGUGCCACUUUGUGAGGGAAUCAUGCACUGGGGUUUGGAAGGCUUGAGGCAAUAGACGCAAAUGUGUCAAAUGUUGUCGCCUAAAAUGUUCCUUUUAAUAGCUUGUUCCCGUCCCUGAUUGUCUUUGGCUGAAAUGAGCAGUUCCUAUACUGGCUUCUCGCUGGUACAAGCUGGAACUGCCUGUCAUUGCCUCUUUGCUCGCUUAGUGGGAUAUGGAUGAGUUUCUGUUUAAUGCUGCAGCAGUGGGCCAGACCAUUCAUGCAUGAUCCGUAAAGUUUAUGUGACAAAACUUUUAAUUUGAAAGAAAUAUAAGUUCAAUCCAAAUCCUUAUAAUUAUAUAAUAUCAAUAAAUGCGGCCACGUUUUGGGAAAUAACAUUUCGGAUAUCAAAACAGUCCAACAGAGAGUUUAGUUAGCAUUAUUUUGAGCGUAAAUUAAAUGCAUUCAUUCCAUUCACACGAAAGCUCCUUUAUUGAACACUAUAUUGUAUAGAGGUGACCUGCAUAACAUACGGCCCUCUGGCAGCAUGUGUCCCGCCUGCACUCACUUUAAGGCCAUCGAAGUAACAAAUAGUCUUUAUUGUCAUUAUUUUCUUUAUAGCUUACCCCCAUGUUCUUUUUUCUUUUUUUCAUAAAAUUUUUCGACCUGCCGUACUUUUCAGCUGUGCAGGCCUGUUAUAGUAUAGUCAUCAACAGAAAAUACUAAUGUAUAUAAAAAUCCGAUUUAAAAAUUUUGACAAUAAAAGAAUUACUUAAAAAGACGAAUGUAGUUCAGCAUAAACUAUAAUGUCAGUUUGUUUUUAAAUAAACCAUUGCCACCAUACAAAAUAAAUCAAUAGUUGACAUUUCGCAUUACCUAAUCGGCUCAUUUCAUAUAAAGUAUGCAGAUAACUUUGACACGGGUGCUGUUUGUAUGACAAUAUUACUUACCUUUAGCAAAAAAUACGAUAUUAAUAAUUGAAAAAUUAAAAAUAAUAAAAAUCUGGUGGUUCGGAUAAACGAGAAAUAUUGAGCCAACUUUAAAAUGUACAUAAAAGGUCUCUAAGAUGAAACGAAGUAUUUAUUCAUUGAUUUGUUUAGGCGGCGUCACAAUGUUUGGAACCAGUUAACUUCGCAAGCAGUGGCUGGACGCUCGUCUUCCAUGGUCAAGCUGGUGUUGGCACGUCCGUUUUGGAUGCUUAUCAAACAGGCAAAGGGAUCCCAGGAAAUGUAGACGAAGGGUGUAUUAAGGUAUAACGUAUGAAAUGUAUCAAAAUAUUAUUCAUUUAUUUUACUAAAAAUAUUUAACGAUGCACAUUUAAAAUUUGAUUCUCUAAAAAAAAAAAUAUAAAUAUAGUUUUUCCUGUAAUUCUAAUUAAUAAAUGUGUAAGUUAAAGGAUGUUAGCUUCCUGCCUGAAACUUAGAUAGAUGGCUGUGCACCUUGGUUGGAGCGUGGACAUGCUGCCCUAACCCCUUUUUCAUCAAUACGUUAUAUAUCAUAAAUACAUAAUAUUGUGUUAGUCCGGGACGACAGUAUUGCUGCAUGUUUACAUUUCGUGAUAGUUUCAUUUAGAAAACUUUGUUAAAUUAGUAUGUUUGAAUUAAAGAACACAAAAGAGAGAAAAUAACUGUACAUAUAUUCAUUAUUCUUCCAAUUGAAUGGCAUAUAGCCGAUUCAGCACGAUGAAAGCUGUCAAAGUAGGAUAGAUGCUAUGAAGGGCAUUAGGUCAUGACCUCUCAUAGUUACAUCCUAUCUUUACAUUGUAGUGAUUAGUAAAGUGCAACGGGUGCUAUGAUGGUUAUUAGGCUUUCACUUGCACAGGCUAAUUACUAUUUUGACGUAAUUGUGAACAGUCACAGCACGACGGAUCGUAUGUAGAUAUUAGGCCAUGACUUAACUUAUGAUAUAUUGACGUAACAGUGAUUAGCCAGAGUAGAAGGGGUCGUGUCAUGGUUAUUAGGUCAUGACUGGCAAUGUUGUAUAUUAACGUAGUGGCGAUUAGUCAAAUCAUGACGUAAGGUAUGAAGUGUAUUAGGUCAUGAACUGUCGUAUUCUUUACUGACGUAAUCGUAAUUAGUACAGGACCCAUCCUCCAUGUGAUGUAGUAUUAAGUCCUGACGUACCAUAUUAUAUAUUGACGUAGAAGUUAUUAUUACCGGACCCAUUUUCAAGGCGAUGUAGAUUAUGGGGAAAAUGCGAUAUUUUAAAUGUAUGUGUUACUUUCAUAACCAAACAUGUAUUUUUAAAAGCAAUAAUGUUAUUCUUAGUAAAUUCAAUCAUUGUUUUACUGUUGGCGGCAUAUAGGUCACACCCUAAAAGCCACGUAAGGUAAUAGGAUGCUGAGUUCUUCAACUAACUGUAGCAUUGCAUAUAACGUAUUAAUAAUUUUAUAUUUGUCAAACGCGAUUGGGGAAAUUAGCAACGACAGCCGGCGCGAACGGAACUAGAGAGGCAAAAUAACAAAAAAAAUCUGUUUUGGAAAUUCUUUAGUUUGUACGCUUUACCAAAAUAUUGAAUGUGUGUACCUGACCAUUUCCCGGGCAGUAAGACACGGGCUGUUACCAGACUCUCUUUAACAGAAAUUGUCUUUAAAUGAUCGGUCGUCAAUUUAUAUUAUAUACUAGCUAAUAUAUCCAUCGUUUCCUGUGUUUGUAUUCGGACAAAUCACUUGUUUAACGUUAUAGGUGAAAACGUGGGCUAAAUUUAGGGCUUUGAAAUUGUUUCUACAAAGGACCUGAUUUGUAACAAUUUCUGUAAACAUUGAAUUUAAGGUACAAUUAGAUUAAUGUCAUCUUCCUUGAAUUGGAUUACAUAACUUUGUACGGUUGUAGUACAUGUUUCUUGACCAUCAUUCUGAGACGGUGUUCAAACCAAUCAAAAUGUCUAUUUAGCAAUACACCGGCUAAUUAAGAUGACACCAACCAUUUGUCUUUUUUCCUCUUUUCGCCUUAAAUAUCGUAUCUCGUUAGAAGCUAUUUUUUUUUUCUUUUGAGAACUUUUGUUCAGAGACCAGGUUCGACACCGUCAAAUGACAAUGCUAUUCUCAGAUCUCACUAGAAAAUAUUUUAAAGUUAUCGUAUGUUGUCUUUUAUUUAUUAGCUGAUCCUGAUUUUGCAGCAUUUAAAAUAAAAAAAAAUUGACAAUUUUUUAUUAUAACACUAGCGAGUACCCGGCAUGCGUUGCAAUGCCACUCAAAGAAAGAAAGUGUAUGCAUGUUAAUUAUGUUUUUUCAAGAGCUUUUAAAUACUCAAAGUUAUUCUUGUUUUUCCAUCUGGUAUAUACACGAAUAAACCAUAAGAUUUUCUGACGCGAGAGCAGGCCACAUACAUCUGUCCAUGGCCGAAGCAUGGGUUUUCCAAAUUUUGUCAGCAAACUUGUAGCGAUUGUCCUGUGCUUUGUAGAUAGUCAUUGUAGGCGCGUGUCGCAUCGGAAACAGUAGGCGUUUGAAUUCAAAUGGCAUAUCUGUUGGAAUCAUUGGGGUGAAUGGCAAAAGUACAUCACCUAGUUUACAUUUUCAAUUUAAAAUUGUAACUUAAAUGGAACCACUUUCGGAAGAUUCAUUUGAGCAAAUGUACCGUAACAAAUGCUUCAAUAUCAAAGUGCGUUUCUCGUUGCAAAUCAAGAGCGAAAAGUUUGUUUGUAGAUCGAUUCCGAGAGGUCAUUCCCAACUCAUGAAUCAUCAAUCGAUAUGAAUAGUAUUUCAUGGCACUGAUUUUCUUAUUCGUUUCUCAAUUUGAUGUCAAAAUGAUAUACAUCUUCUCCUUGCGAAAAUAAAAUAGGAAAUUGCAAUCAAUCGUAUGAGCGAUGAGUUUCUGAGACUCGCUGAAAAUCCCCACUUCUGCGAUGAAGAAUUAUAUCACGUGAGUUACAUUCUUCGCCAACUAUAACGAUCGCCACUUCAUCAAUUGUUGGUGCACUGUAUUGUCUUUCAUGUUGGCCGACAGGUGUUUAGUCUGCUCUAACUAUGACUUUGUAUUCAUCAGUUGGCAUCUUUACAAGUGCAAUUCUAUACAUUUCAAUUAAUUCGUUGUGUUGCAAAAUAACGUUUUCAUUGCAGCGAUGAUUUCUCGUUUAGUGCCCGUAUUAAUAUGACAACGUUGAUCGAUUUGUUCAUCAGUAUUCCCCAUGAAAUCAUUUGAAGACAUUGCGAUCUGUGUUUGGCAUUGGCAUCAGAGAUCCUACACGAUGGUAAAUUUGCCCUUUAUCUUUACUUAAAAUGUUGGCAUGUAAUUCUCGCGCACGAUAUUUGUUGCACCGAACGACGUCAUUUGGAAACAUGAAUUGCACUUGCGUAUGUUUGCCAAGAAAUGUUUCGAUUGGCUUGUUUCACUAGAUACCAACGAUGAUAAUGGUUCCGAUGGUGAAUGUAAUUCUUGCAACUUCAUUUUCCCAUCCGCGCAGCAAAUUCCCGGUGUUUCGUUUUUAAAUUUAAGGGCACUGCAAUACACGCAUAAUUGAUCUAUAUUUCCAAUAACCACACUUGGAUUAAGACUGUAAUCAUAAUUAGCAUCGUAAUUGAAUGUACUAAGAUUUAAUUCAGCGUGCAGUGUUCGUCUGGAUCGAGCAGUGCGUACUCUAUCGGAAUCCAGUCUUGUUUCUCGCUGCUCGAAUGAUUCAGACAAACGGGUUUCAGCAUUGCUUACUCGGCCGGUUUUGAGUCUUGGUUUCUGUUCCUCCACUGUUUCAGGUAAACGGUAUUGAGCAUUGCGUACUCGAGUGGAUUCUAGUCUUGCUUUCCGUUGCUCAACUGUUUCGAAAGAUCGGGACUACUUUUCCUUUCGUGCUUGAGAUUUAGAUUGGCCCAAAACUUUUUGUUUGUGUGGCAUAAUUGAUUUGACAGCGAAAUUAUUGCUUUGAGACAUCUGUUUUAAGCAAUGGUAUUUUACAAUUAACACAACUUUUUAGGUCACAAACAAAAUGAAAUAUCGCUGUUUGUAUUUGAUUCAAUUAAUUUACAAUAUUCCUAACGUUAAUAAUUUUCACAUGUUAGGAUCUCCGAUCUUUUUACAUGAAAACCUCGCCCAAUAGGUGCGUUCAUUGUUGGCAGGAGAUUUUCAGUUGUAUAGUUUCUCAUUAAUUUAUAAAUCGUAAAUUCCAGCGGUAAAAAAAAAUGACCAUAGCUCAAUACCUAUGUUGCCAUGUAUGCUAUUUAAUUACUUGAGAAACCAUCGAUUCAUGUAAAAUGUAUUUACAUAACACAAAAAAACUCCGAAAUUAUAAGACUAUAUUCAAGAAAUACUCUUAGUUGAAAAAAAAUCGCGAUUUCGAUGUCAUUUCCGAUUCUAAAAUACGUCACAAAUUCAAGCUUAUUUAUACAAAUAACAAAAAUACUCUCUACACUAAAAAUGUAAAAACGUGUUUUCUUUGCUUUACUACAAAUGUGUCAUUUGUUCAAGGGCGAUAGUUUUGAUAUCUCAGUUAUAAAUUAUAUUGAUAAAUCUCAUUUAAGAAAAUUAAUUGAAUUUAGGGUCCCCAGCCCUAAUUGGAAUAUUGUACAAUGGAUGUACUAAAUUUGAAAAAUGUGCCGGCGGAUUCAGUUACUUCCACACAAGCAAUGGCUCUGUUUGAAAUUAUAGUUACAAAGCUUUUAAAAGAAAAUAUGAAAUUAGGGUGACUGGCCCAAACGGAAUCUUGUAAAAUGUUUUUUCUAAUUUAGAAACAUUUUCGGUAGUGCGCACUUCACUUGACCCAGUUUUAUCACAAUCGAAUGAAUGGUAUAGAAAUGCAUACGAUAAUUAUAUAGAUAAUAGAAGUGUGGAUAACGAAUUUAGGGCCCUCCGCCACAAAUAGAAUAUUGUAGAAUUGUUGUAUUACUUCAGAAACCUACUUAAUAUGUCACACACUCAAUUUAAUAUCACUAUUUGUAUUUGAUUAAAAAAAUGCUCUGGCUGAUGGACAACAACUCACCUCAGUUUUAUUGCAAGCGCUUGAAUGAUGUAGGAGCGCAUACGGUUUGAAAUUAUUUUUAUAUAGCUCAUUUUGUAAGAAAAAACAUAGGGCACCUGGCUCAACACUGAAUAUUUUAAAAUAGAUGUAGUAAUUUAAGAACCUUUUAUGUGCGAUAGAACAACAUCUCACUAAAUUUUUAUCGCAUUCUGAAAAACGGUAUAGGAGCCCAUAGAACAUUAUUUUUUACAAAGCUCAAAUUAGAAAAAAAUAUGAAUUUGGGUCAACGGCCGAAAACGGAAUAUUUUAAAAGUGUUGUAAUAAAUCAGUAAUAUGGGUAUGUUUAUAGAUAAAAAAUCGUCAAGUUUUGUCGCAAUCGCAUGAAUGGUGCAGGAGCGCAUACAGGUCGUAUAAGAAAAAAAACGUAAAUAAGGCCGCUGACUCAAUAUGUAAUGUUUUGAACAGUUUAUAAUAAAUUAAAAAUCUUUGCGGCCAAGUUUCCAACAUCUCACAAAAGAUUUAUUGCAAUCGAAUAAAUGGCGUAGGAGCGCAAAUUGAAAUUAUUUCUUACAAAGCUCACUUUAGAAAAAAUACGAAUUAAGGGCCAACGGCCGAAAACGGAAUAUUUUUAAAAGUGUUUAAAUAACACAGUAAAAUGCAAUAGUACAUGGACAACAACUCACUAAGUUUUGUAGCAAUCGCAUGAUUGGUGUAGGAGCGCAUCCGGUUUAAAAAUAUAUUUAUAUAGCUCAUAUUAGGAAAACGAAUAUAAAUCCCACUGGCUCAAAACUGAAUUCUUUAAAACGGUUGUAAUAAUUUAGAAACCUUUAUGGACAUGCUGGCAACAUCUCACCAAAGUUUUAUUGGAAUCGGAUAAAUAGCGUAGGAGCGCAUAUGGAAAAUAUUUUUUUACAAAGUUCAUAGAAGAAGAAAAACGAUCUAAGGGCCAACGGCUAAGAAUAGAAUACUUUAUAAGGUUUUUAAUGUCUUAUUUAAAUGGCCAUUUAUUUGGACAACAACUGACCAAAGUUCACAUGAAUAGUGUAAGAGCGCAUAUGAGACAUACAGACAUACAAACAUUCAUUUUUAUAUAAAUAGAUGAACAUACCACCCUUAACAAAUAACGCAAUUGAUACACUGAAAUACUCACAAAUAUGCAACAAACCAUAAAUGGAAUAAAUGCUGUUUGACGAUUAUUCUCAAAAUUUGUAUUAUCCUUAACCAAGACACAAACUAUUUAAAGUUGGCAAGAAAUAAGUAGAAAUUAAAACCCAUUUUAGUGAACCGUUAAUUACGCCACAGGACUUUUCACGCAUGCAAAUAAAUCUUGUGAUACUUUUAAUAAAUUACAAAUCCCAGUUAUAACGCAGUGUAAUUUUUUUUUAUGAAAAUGGAGCGAAAAUUAUUUAGAUUUGUUAAAAAUAAAAUGGUUGCAUUAUGGAGACAAACAUGCUGAAGUUCGUUGGGAUAAAAAAAAAAAACAACAACAAAAUCAACAUAUAAAGUUGAAAGUUAUCGGCAUGCAAGUCAAUUCAGAGUCUAUAAAAACAACUAUAAAAAUAACUUACAAUCUAAGUGUAUAAAAGAUAGCUUACACUCAGUGUAUAAAAUAACUUACAAUCUAAGUGUAUAAAAGAUAGCUUACACUCAGUGUAUAAAAUAACUUACAAUCUAAGUGUAUAAAAAAUAACUUACAAUCUAAUUGUAUAAAAUAUAACUUACAAUCUAAGUGUAUAAAUAAUAACUUACGAUCUAAGCGUAUAAAAAUAUCUUACAAUGACUAAUUGAUUUUUUUGUUAAACUUUUAAAUCAAUUGCCAUAUUGAUUAAAUAUUUCACUGUGUGUCCCUUCCAUUCGGUUAUUGUUCUAAUUGGAUUUAAAGACCACAUCUAAUUGUUCAAAUAAAACUUUUAAUUGUAAUUUUUAUGUUGUAAAUAAUAACUGAUAAAAAAUUGUGUCCAUUUACCCACCACAAUGAAAAAGUAUCUCUCGUUCAAAUAUAGCAAUUUUAGUUAUCCUUUCGAUAUAUGCAAAUAAUUAUGACGCAAUUUCAAGUUAAUAUUUCAGAUGUAUCCAUAUCAAACUGGAGCAAUCUGCAAGGAUGUUGUCUUUUAAACUUUAAAAAUUCGGGUCCCCGGCACCAAAAGAAAUCUAUCUUCCAUACUUUUUUUAGAACUCAGGAACUUGGGAAUUGGGAAUUAUGACCAAACUGUCAAGGGACCAUAUCAAUGUAAUUAUUAAUGGCCAUAGAACAUGGCUUAAGAUCCAUUGUUUUGUUUUCUUGUGAUUGGUCGACUCAUCUACUUACAAACAAGAAACAAGUGUACCACAAGCUGUAUAUAGUAAAUAGUGUUAUAUUAAAACAUAUAUAUUUUAUGUUAUAUUAAAACAUAUGUAAUAUAUAUUAUGUAUGAUUUCUUUGGGUGCUCUAAUGAUUUUUUGGAUAUCUUUCAUCAAACAGUAUGACUCCGGCAAACCCUGUACAAGCCAUUAUCGAAAUGGUACGAUCCUUGAUGUCUGGAGAGGCGUAAAUGAAGUUCUCUUCGUCGUCUACAAUAGUGAAAGAAAACAAGUCAGGCAGAUUAAUUUCAAUGCUAUGAACUCGGACAAAAAUAGCUGGUUCCAAAAUAGUAAUGUCCGAACUUCCGAUUGGACAGACCUGGGGAAUACUCCCACAGAUAUUUUCAGCAUCGCGGGAGAAUCUUCUCUGAACAAAAAUCGACACUUCUUCAUUAGCCAUUUCAACAGAGAAUGUAACAUCAACGAUGGCUGGUUUAUUGCCUUGGACUCAAAAUAUGACGAAUGCUGUAUGGGUCCACAGAAUUUCCCAGUUUUUUUGUAUUCUUCUACGCAAACGUGCUCGCUUUGGAACUCAAAUGAUGUCGAAGCUGCGGAUGCGUUUGAGGUGUACAUUAAAAAUGACUAAACACCCGCACGCACAUUUAAGUAAGCCAUGAAAAUUUUGUGAUUAAACGGUUGCAUACGUUUAAAGAAAUGUGGGAUAUUUUUUUUGUUUGUAAAGCUUCUAGGCUGACAAGCAUUACUUUGAACAUGUAUCAACUUUUAAAAAAAUUUCUAAGAGAAUCCACUUUUUUUUUUAAUCUCUAGCUUUAAUGUUCAAACACUUUUUAAAAAAAAAAAAAAAAAAAUUUUUAUUACAAUUAUAAUAUUUUAAAAAUACCUUAUAAAAUAAACUUUGGCGUACCUGCGGGUAUUUUAAAUUUUAAAUCCUUUAUUUUUUCUAGCCGCCUACACAAUUUUAUAUCAUUUGAGCUUUACUAAACCAACUUAAUAUUGAGAAUACUAAUGUAAGAAACAUUUUUUUUUUAAACCACUGAUGUGCUUAUAAUUUUGAAUCAUUGUAGAAUUAUAUAUUUGCUUUUUCCUGGAAUGGUCUUUUAAACCAUUGUAAAAUAACGCAUCACUUAUAAUGAAAACUGAAACUUGAGAAAUGCUUGUUUAAAGCUUAUCUAACAUAAAUGUUUUUUGUUUUUUUUAUAAGAAAGAAAACUAGGAUCUUUUAAGAUUCCAUUCACAAGUUUGAUGUUAUUGAUACCUUUUGAAUGUACAUUAAGUGUUCCACGAUUGUUUACUCAAUUUUUCUUUAAUCUUUAAUUCUUUGAGAUUUCAUUAUUUAGUCACUUCAAUAACAGCGAUUUAAUCAUUGUUCUUGCCAAACGUCCGCUUUUGUAUUUCUUGUCGAUCUUUUUUUAUAUAUAGCACUCUAUUUUAUAAAGCUUAAUAGCAAUAAAUGUCAUACAGAAAUU